AUGGACGACGACUACGUUGCGCAGGUCCUUGCCAAAGAGGCCCGGGAAACUUCUCAGAAGUACUCGGCUGAGGGCCUGUCAGCCUACAUGCCUCGCAAGCCCACAGGCAACGCUCCGAAGCCCAAUACCCGGUUUCUGCGGCACCUAAUCAAGGAAACGGACAAUCACAAUACAGCGCUGAAGCGGAAGGAGGAGAGAGAAGCCCGAGAACGAAUGCACCAGCUGAAAAACGAGGCCAAAGGCGACUCAACUUCCGCGUCGCAAACUUCCCGAAGACAAGAUCGCCCUAGCAGUACACGACACGCCGACAGACGCCACAAGGAGGACCGUGAUGACCGACAUAAUGCACACCGGAGACGACACCGGAGUCGUUCUACAUCUAGAGACAGAGACCGCUCUCGGCGGCAUCGGCGGAGGGACGAUGGUGACAGAGUGAGAGAGGAACGCAGAGACUGUGACCGUUCAGACCGACGGCGAGACCGUCACAAGCACGAGUCAUCUCGGACAGAGCGACAGGGCCGGGAGCGAUCACACUCGAGGUCUCGCAGUCGUUCUCCCCGCCGGGAUCGCAGUUCUGAACGCCACCGCGGCGAGCGGCGUUCUCGUCGAUCCAAGUCCCCGUCUGGCACGCAUUCAUCACUAUCACGCAGAACCCAUAGGGAUCGACGGUCUGAAAGGGCCGAGGCGACGAAUCGUGAAAGCCAUUCAUCUCGAGAUGCAGUCAACCGGUCCGAAUACAAAUCAUCUUCCACUACAACGACCCUACACCGCGAUAGAUCGGACGACGAGUCGGAUCCUCUGGAAGACCUCGUCGGCCCUCUUCCUCCUCAAGAUGGCCCAGGCUCGGCGCAUAUUCGCUCGCGAGGUCGGGGCGCCUACAAACCCAGUGCAAGUACCAUCGACGCUCAUUUUGCGGCGGAUUACGAUCCUACGCUGGACGUGCAACCCGACGAAGACACAUACAACGCGGAUAAGCGAUCUCGCCGCCCCGUUGCAGGUCUCAUGACCGAAGACGACGAUUGGGACAUGGCCCUCGAAGCGAUGCGCGACCGUGCCAAAUGGAGAAAAAAGGGAGAAGAACGACUGCGUGCAGCUGGCAUGAACGAUGCGACCAUUGAUCGGUGGAAGAGCAACGCCGCCUUCACCGGGCUGGACGGUGAGCGCAACCCCGAUGAUGUGAAAUGGUCGAAAAAGGGCGAGGGCCGAGAGUGGGAUCGUGGCAAAGUCAUGGACGACGAAGGCCACAUUGAUGUUCAGGCUGCUUGGAAGUAG
Penicillium cinerascens is the source of this 1272-nucleotide messenger RNA. RefSeq lists its product as uncharacterized. Bases 1 to 1272 code for a protein of 423 amino acids. The record is from RefSeq and is a predicted model, not a curated record. Lineage: Eukaryota; Fungi; Ascomycota; Eurotiomycetes; Eurotiales; Aspergillaceae. The transcript is spliced from 2 exons.